Molecule: messenger RNA, 3300 nt
Organism: Chiloscyllium plagiosum (whitespotted bambooshark)
Lineage: Eukaryota; Metazoa; Chordata; Chondrichthyes; Orectolobiformes; Hemiscylliidae
Gene: slc1a5
Product: solute carrier family 1 member 5
Biological process (GO): L-aspartate import across plasma membrane
Cellular component (GO): plasma membrane
Molecular function (GO): neutral L-amino acid transmembrane transporter activity; symporter activity; L-aspartate transmembrane transporter activity
Source: RefSeq, a predicted model, not a curated record
GUGUAGGUUAGAUGGGCUUCAGAUUAGUUCCAUAGGUCGCCGCAACAUCGUGGACCAAGGGCCUGUACUGAGCUGUAAUGUUCUAUGUUCAAGAUGGGCUACAGAAAGCAGUUCGCCAUCACCAGCUGAAGAGACAACAAAUGCUGGCCCCUUCAGCAAAGGACCACACUCUGUAAAUGGAUUUGAAAAAAAAAAGUGUGCGUUUGUAUAUAUCUCUCUCCCCUUCUCUGCUUACUCCUGGCCAGUAGAGGGACCUUUAUCUAUGCAGACGAGGGAUUGGUUGCUAUAUUUCCGCUCCUAUCGUGAUUGAACGAGCUCGCCCACCGCCCUUUGCAAUGUGUACCUCGUCCGUCCCACGGAACGAGUCAGUUUCAAACAACAUUUCCUGUCAAUUUCUACCUCGCGCGCGCAAACAAGAGCGUUUCCAGAAGUAGAUUUUCCCAAUUGAAUAAACUCCGCUGGCCUGAACUGGUGAGAGAUAGGGAGGGAGAAGUGAAUUUACGAAGGAAUCAUGGCCACGUUGAGCAGCGAUUGUCCGAAGGGGGUUUCGAAUGGAAACAUCUACUCGGACUCUGAGAAGACUGCGAAUGGUAACAAAGUAUCAGACGAUGGCAACAAUGUAUCGAGCGGCGGUGACAAUGUAUCGUUCAGGGAGCCCGAGGCCGCCAGCAAGAUGAGGAAAAUCAAGGGUUGCAUCAGCUCCAACCUCCUGGUGAUCCUGACCGUGAUCGGGGUGAUCACCGGCGUAGCGAUCGGCCUGUCGGUGAGAAACCUGCACCUCAACAGGGUCCAGAUUAUCUACUUCUCCUUCCCGGGAGAGCUGCUGCUGCGGCUGCUGAAGAUGAUCAUCAUCCCGCUGGUGGUGUGCAGCUUAGUGUCCGGGGCCGCCAGUCUCGACCCCCGAGCCCUGGGCAAGCUGGGCGGCUGGGCGAUGCUGUUCUUCUUACUGACCACCCUCAUCGCUUCGGCCAUCGGGGUGAGCAUGGCUUUUAUCGUCAAGCCCGGAGACGGCGCCGAAGCCAACCCUGAGCUACCGGGCUUGGAAGAUACACUACCGGAUCCUAAAGAGGUCACCGAUUCCUUUCUGGAUCUUAUAAGGAACGUCUUCCCCUCGAACCUUGUCUCGGCAGCUUUUAAAUCGUAUGCUACAACUUACCAGGUCGUCAAAUUCUCCAAGAACAUCACUGAUGAAUUUGGAAAUAUUACAGGCAUUGAAGAAAAAGAUUUAAAAAUUCCCAAAGGAAGCAGCGCGGAUGCUAUGAACAUCCUGGGGCUGGUUGUCUUCGCCAUUGUCUUUGGGAUCGCUCUGCGGAAACUCGGACCAGAGGGCGAGAACCUUAUCCGUUUCUUCAACUCCUUCAAUGAGGCCACUAUGGUCCUGGUCUCAUGGAUCAUGUGGUAUGCUCCUUUCGGUAUCAUGUUCCUAGUUGCUGGCAAGAUUGUGGAGAUGGAAGAUGUCCUCAUGCUUUUUACCAGCCUCGGGAAGUACAUCUGCUGCUGCAUAGUGGGCCACCUCAUUCACGGCUUAAUCGUCCUGCCCCUCAUCUACUUUGUGUUCACUCGUAAAAAUCCUUACAGCUUCCUGUGGGGCAUCUUCACAGCCUUGGCUACAGCCUUUGGAACUUCCUCCAGUUCUGCCACACUACCCCUCAUGAUGAAAUGUGUGGAAGAGAACAACGGUGUCAGUAAGCAAAUCAGCCGCUUUAUACUGCCCAUCGGCGCAACUGUGAACAUGGACGGUGCUGCUCUCUUCCAGUGUGUCGCUGCUGUGUUCAUUGCUCAGCUCAACAAUGUCUCGCUCAACUUUGUCCAGGUCAUCGCCAUAUUAGUGACAGCCACUGCCUCAAGUGUUGGUGCUGCUGGCAUCCCUGCAGGUGGUAUUCUGACCCUCGCCAUCAUCCUGGAGGCUGUGGGGCUGCCCACGAAAGAGAUAUCGCUGGUGCUCGCUGUUGAUUGGCUGGUAGAUCGCACUUGCACCGUCCUCAAUGUGGAAGGUGACGCUUUCGGGGCCGGCCUCCUCCAGUCUUACACUGACAGGCAGAAAUCCAGCCAGCGAGUGGAGGAGCUCACUGAGGUAAAAACAGAAGCAGCAAUCCAGGAGAGGCCUGACGAGGAAGGAUCGCCACUCAUGAAGAAAGACACGAAAGAGCCCUUGAAAAAGGAGAGCGGCUCGCUGGAGAAGGAAUCAGUGAUGUGAGGCCUAGCUCCGUGGAUCGGAGCAUCCAGCUGACAAAUACCUUGGAACCUCCUAACACACCUGUUCAGAAAAUCAGAAAAACUCUCCAACCUCUAGCCCCUUUCCCUCUCCUGCAAAACAUGAUGAAAUUUGAAGAGUGUGAUUGGGGUGACAUGAGGUUUCCUUUUGCUUUUGAGAAGUCCAUGACCACACGAGGCAUUAUUUUCCCCUUCACCACGCUCCCCCCACCUCUACGCCACCUACCUGCCCUCGGGGCCUAGAAGGAUACGAGCCUGAGGACUGGUGGUUUAGGGGUUCCAAUGUUUCACCAAUCAGCUGCUAGUGAUUCUGAGAAAAGCCUCCUUGGACUAUUUUUGGACUAGUUUUGACCUUUGUCUCCAAAGCAAAAAAAAUCGAGAAACCAACAGUGUUUUAAGAGUGGCUCAUGGGCCCGCUGUAUAUUGACACCGCCUGUGGCAGCAGUGCCAUUUAUGUCUUGGUUUUACACCACUUCCAGCAGUUCCUCUCUUUGUCUGCGAUGCUGCAGCUGUGCUGUGGUUUACCAUUAUUUGGUUUUUUUGUGUGUUACAAGUCUGUGCCCCCCUCAUAGUUGUUAGGGCAAGGAGGGCUUGGGUGCCAGGGUAUAUGCCCCAUCUUCCUCUGACAUGGUUUUGUUUUGCUUGUCGGGGGGAGGUGUGCGCAAGGGAGGAAAAUGAAAAACGCACUUGCUUUUAUACAACGCCUUGGUAUCAGCAUCUUCUGUAGUGACUCCCUCUGGCAUGCGGGUGGGUUUCUGUACACGAACAUCUUUAACCAUGGUACAGCUGAACACCACGAGCUGGGAGGAUGUAGGUUCAGUCACUUGGGAGCAACGUACAGGUCAACACCCCAGUGCCAAGACUUUGGGGGAAGGAGGUUGCCGCGCUUCACAAGGUAUCUUUAUUUUCCUUCCCCCUCACCCCCAUUGCAAGUGUUUAAACCCCACCCUCCACCCAAGUCAGGUGGGAAUGGAAGAUUCCAAGUCAUGACUCCAAAGAAAAACUAGGGUAGGGAAUGACCGGGCUAAUAUUUAUUCUUCCACUGACAUCUUAAACAAAAGAGAUACAGAUGUUCUGUUCAUUUAC